Molecule: messenger RNA, 4634 nt
Organism: Anopheles gambiae (African malaria mosquito)
Lineage: Eukaryota; Metazoa; Arthropoda; Insecta; Diptera; Culicidae
Exons: 5
Coding region: 261-4190 (1309 amino acids)
Molecular function (GO): protein binding
Source: RefSeq, a predicted model, not a curated record
AAUCUGUUCUUUUGUGUCCGUUCUCACGGCAACCGACAUUGCUGCCGGAGGAAAAACAAAGCAGAGUUUGUAAGCAGUUAUUUAUUCACGUAUCUAUCCAGAACGCUUAGCUCCAUUUUGUUUUGCGUGAGUGAGGCCUGGUUAAAUCCGCCUUUGGUCACUACUUUCAUUUCUAUUCUAGACUUUUCUUACUCGUCCGGCAUUUUACACAUAAUUUUAGACGGUGUUAACCCGAAAGCAAGCCCAAUAUACAGGUGAACAUGUCUAAGCGGCUCAGUAACAAGAAGUGCGAUGUAACGAAGCUGUUUGAUACACUUUGGAAAGAAGCGAAGCAGCACCGCGUCGCCAUACUGAUCCAGAACCAGCCGGAUAAGGAUAAGUUAGCAGAGCUCAUUAAGCGCAAGACCGAUGACUUUCUGCGCACGUUCCCGUUUCGCGACCGGCUUAAGCUGCAACCCGACACAAAGGACAAUGCGAAAGCGCUUGCGGCCCGCAAACGUGGCAAUGAACUGUUCGUUCCAAUGCAAGGAAAGUACUUGGAGUCGCUCCAGCACUACAACGAGAGCAUCGCGUACUCGGAGCCAGGUUCCGAAGCAAGAGCGCUUGCGUACGGCAACCGGUCGGUGGUCUGUCUGAAGUUAGGCCUGUCCCAAGAGUGCUUGGAAAACAUACGCCUAGCGCGGGCCUCGAACUAUCCGGCACGUUUGAUGAACAAGCUGAACAAGCGCGAACAGGACGUGAAGCGAUGCAUCGAAAAUGAUGCCCAAAUCAUUCCGCGCAGAGUGACGCACACGCCUGGAAAGUAUUGGGCACGUGAAACGGGCUGUCCUGUACUGCAAUUGAGCUAUGAGGCACACGCAAACAUCCCUCACCUGGCGAAAUGUGUUGAGUUGCGCCAGAACAGCCAAUACGGUCGUCAUUUGGUAACGACGCAGCAUCUAAAGGCAGGGGACGUGUUUUUGAUUGAGAAGCCGUACGCAAACUUGCUAUGUGACACAGAACGGUAUAAACGUUGCGCUUUUUGUCAGAAUGAGGACACGUUUACGCUGAUUCCUUGCGAGGGAUGCACCGUGGCGAUGUACUGCUCGAAGGAAUGUAUGGACAAAGCGCACAAGCAGUAUCAUCGGUACGAGUGUGGCGUGCUGCGUGACUGUUGGCGCAUUGUUGGCCACUUGUUUGGGGGCAUGGUGGGAUUGCGUACGGUUGCCACGGCCAUCGCAUCCUUCGACCAGGAUCUCGAGGGUUGGAUCGAUCACCUGAACACGCUGGACGAAGCGAAUGUGAAUGCAUUCACGGUGGACUGGAACGAGGUUACAGACAGCGAUAUGUACGACACGGUACACGUGCUCGCCACGAACCAGAAACGUCGAGGUCGCAAAGAUCUGUCGAAACUCAUAUUUUUCACCUCCAUCGUCCACCUACUACUGCUGGAACGCACCGAGCUCGGACCGUUGUGUGAGUCAAACCCGGCAAGAAGCAAGCUUCUGUUCGAUCUGCUGCUACGCCACGUGCAAACGUCCCUGAUCAACAAGAAGGGUGUGUAUCACAUGACACGCUCGAAGGACGAUGAGGAGGAUGACGAGUAUGAGGAUAAUUAUUUUGGGUACGAUAGGGACGAUGAGGAGGAACAGGAAUACACGGACUACGGGGAGGAAACGCAUGCAAUUGCCGUUUACCCCUUGUUUAGCAUGGUGAACCAUAGCUGCAUACCGAACGUGGCCCCGAUCCAUCUGCUCGAUGGCCGGUGUGCCUUUGUAGCCAACCGACCGAUCGCUGCCGGAGAGCAGCUGUUCGACGUCUAUGACUUCCUCACAAUGGAGUUCGACCCCUCGUUCCGAAGAUAUUGUCUGAAGCAAUCGUACUUUUUCAACUGUCGCUGCCCGGCAUGCCAAUCUGGUUGGCCCAUGCCUUUCCGUAAUAAGAGCCUAGCGGAAGAACAUUUUCUCCUACUGCUGCGUGAGAUGGAUAACGUGGUGCAGGGACUGCCGCGGCUGGUAGAGUACAUGAACCAGGCCGGGCGGCACUAUCCGAAGCAUCAGAUCACGGCCGCGGAGGUGAUACUGUCGCAUACCCUGCGCAUGAUUCACAGCUACUCGCCGGUGGAUGAUAUGCUCAACGAGAUGGAGGGUAUUGCUGAGAUUGGUUUGGAAGCUAUUUUUAAGCGAAUUUUGAUAAGGAACUUCAGAUAUCGUAUCACACUCCCACUCGGCUCCAUUUUGUUUUUGCAACCCAAGAGCCAGGACGUGAACAUGUCUCUCAUGCUGGGCGACAGCAAUUUCGAUUUGGUACAGUACUUUCUUCGACUGUGGGAUAUGUUGUUCGAACACCGAAUCAGCGAAGCUACCCAAGCCCGGCCAGAGAUGGCAGAAGCGAUUAUUAGGCGCGAAAUUGAAGACUAUCUGCGCACGUCCCUGUUGCGCGAAAGGCUGCAUCUGCAACCCGACACAAAGGACAAUGCGAAAGCGCUUGCGGCCCGCAAUCGUGGCAAUGAACUGUUCGUUCCGAAGCUAGGAAAGGACUUGGAGGCGCUCCAGCACUACAACGAGAGCAUCGCGUACUCGGAGCCAGGUUCCGAAGCACGAGCGCUUGCGUACGGUGACCGUUCGGUGGUCUGUCUAAAGUUUAACCUGUUUAAAGAGUGUUUGGAAAACAUACGCCUAGCGCGGGCCUCGAACUACCCGGCACGAUUGGCGGAUCAGCUGAGCGAGCGGGAACAGUACGCUAAGAAGUGCCUAAACUUGCUCCCUCCUAUCUUUCCGGAUCCGGCAAGACGCACGCCUGGAAAAUAUCGCCCACGUGGCACGGGCCGUCCGGCACUGCAGUUGAGCUACGAGGCGCACCGGAACAUCCCUCACCUGGUGAAAUGUGUGGAGCUGCGCCAGAACAGUGAAUUCGGUCGUCAUCUUGUGACGACGCAGCAUUUAAAGGCAGGCGAUGUUUUAAUGAUCGAGAAACCGUACGCGUCCCUACUCUGCGAAAGAGACCAGUACAAGCGUUGCGCUUUCUGCCACAACGAGGACACGUUUACGCUAAUUCCCUGCGAGGGAUGCACCAUGGCGAUGUACUGCUCGGAAGAAUGUCGUGACAAAGCGCACAAGCAGUACCAUCGAUACGAAUGUGCUGUGCUGCGUGACUGUUGGCGCAGUGUUGGCUUCCCGGUUGAGAUGUUGUUGGGAUUGCGUACGGUUGCCACGGCUUUUGCGUCCUUCGACCAGUCUCUAGGGCAAUGGAUCUAUCGUAUGGAAACACUGGACGAAACAAAGGUGAAUGCAUUCACGGUGGACUGGAACAAAGCAACGGACCGCGAUAUCUACGACACGGUGCACGUGCUCGCCACGAACCAGAACCGGCGCGAUCACAAACAGCUAGCGUCGCUCAUAUUUUUCGCCUACAUCGUGCAGGGGUUGCUGCUGGACCGCACCGAGCUCAGACCGCUUUGCUGGUCGUGCCCGUCAAGACGCAAGCUCCUGUUCGAACUGCUGCUACGGCACACGCAAACGGCGCUGACCAAUAAGAAUGAUGUUUACCACAUGGAACGCGUGAAGCUUGAAGAUGACCAUGUGGAGGACGACGAGAGCGAGGAAGAUUCUUCUGUCGAUAACAACAAUAGUGACGAUCGGAAGAGUCCGAGGAACGUGCACCACGAGGAGCGAACGCAUGCGAUUGCCAUUUACCCCCUGUUUAGCAUGGUGAACCAUAGCUGCAUACCGAACGUGGCCCCGAUCCAUCUGCUCGAUGGCCGCUUGGCUAUGGUAGCAACCCGACCGAUCGCUGCCGGCGAGCAGCUGUACAAUAUCAACGGCUUCUCGACGUUCGAUCCCGACGAUUCGGCCAGAAGACAUGCACUGCAGCUGUCCCACUUUUUCAAGUGUCGCUGCGCAUCGUGCCAAUCUCGGGCCGUGGGUUUCAGUCCUGUCAAGCUGCUGGAGGAGCAGUACUUCUUUCGGCGGCUGAGUCUGAAAGACUGGGACUGGCAGCAGGAAGUGCACAUGCUGGUAGAGUACAUUAAUCAGGCGGAACGGCGCCACCUGCAGAGCGUGGUAACGGGUCCGGAGCUGUUGCUGGCCCAUACCAUGCGCAAGUUGCACGGUUACGCGCCGGACGAUGAUAUGUUCACCCUUACUGGGGAGCUAAGCAAGAAGAGCUGGGAAACCACUGCGCAGCAAAUGAUGCGAUUUUUCUGUGGUUGAGCAAACCGAGUGAUGCUUUUUAUCACCUCUUUUCAAAAGAGCCAACACUUCUGUUCUUUUUCACUACUGGCAGGUUAAUGAACUGGAGUUUGUGAACUCCUCUGUUGCACCUUUUUUCUAUGUGCAAGCAUUGCAUUAAUUUAUUUGAAUUUUUGACAGCAUUUUUACUGUUAGAUUGUUGAAAAAAUCGAAGAAACGCUUGGUAGAUUGUUAUAUUAUCGAAGCGCGGAACGAAUAACGAACACGCCCAGGAAAAAGGGGGGAAGCUACACUUUUGCUCUGAUACCAAAUGAAGCAUUCUCACCCCAGGUGUUAUUGAAUUGUUAACAUGCAGAGAAGAGACGCGAAUCUCGAACGGUUUGCAGUGGCUUCUUGAAAAGCAUAAUUAGCAAACGAAGUGUAAGAAUUUAUUUACUCUUGAAUAAAUAUUCCUUUUUGAACAAA